AUGGCGCUCAUAUCGGCGAAAACAAUCCUGACCUCGCUCUCCCUCUUCCACAUCACCCUGGCCUACUUCUUCUUCACGAACCCGAGCUCCAUCGCGGAGCAGACGCUGGUCUUCGUUCUGGGCGAGUCCAUGGGCAUGCCCCGAACGACCGCCUUCGACAUCCCGACCCCCACGACCUCGGUCCUGGCCGUGGCGCUGCUGCUGCUGGGCCUCAGCGACAUCCUGACGCUGUCGAUGCCCGAGGAGAUCUGGCUGGUGCACCACUGGGGCGCGCAGGCGCCGCUGCGCGUCUUCGUCUUCAGCCUGCUGACCGUCUUCGUCUUCGCCACGACGCCGUCGGGCGGGCGCGCCGCCCCGGGCCGCAUGUCGCACCCGCUGGCCCCCGGCGGCGCCCGCUGGGAGGGCGGCGGCUGGGACGGCCUGCGCAACCGCGUCUUCUUCACCCUGGCCUUUGUCGAGAUGAUGGGCUGGUUCUGGGUCUGGGUCACCCUGCGCGAGGAGAGCCGCGUCUUUGCCGGGCGCAAGAGGAGAAGGAGCUCGGCCGCUGAGAAGAGGGCGGCAUGA
Molecule: messenger RNA, 564 nt
Organism: Neoarthrinium moseri
Lineage: Eukaryota; Fungi; Ascomycota; Sordariomycetes; Amphisphaeriales; Apiosporaceae
Exons: 2
Coding region: 1-564 (187 amino acids)
Source: RefSeq, a predicted model, not a curated record